CGGAGAACGACUGGCAUUGUAUCAUGUAGAACUAUUGCAGCAGGGAUGGCUGCAUUGUAUAGAUUGAAUGUGACAAUAGUCUUCUGCUGCUUGGCUUCCUUGACAGGCUCUCCAAUAUUCCAUCACUUCCAGUUAUUCUUGUUCCUCUACCCCCGGCUUUGCACUGGGGGAACAGAACCGACUCCGAUAAGACGGAGAUAAGAGGCCCCGCCGGAUUUCACGAAGAGCAUGAGUUCCUGGCACUUGAGCAAGCCCAUUGCAAAGAAGGCUGCCGAGAAAGUUCUCUAGGCAAGCCACUGUUUCUCUAAAGCUU
Molecule: messenger RNA, 313 nt
Organism: Aspergillus welwitschiae
Lineage: Eukaryota; Fungi; Ascomycota; Eurotiomycetes; Eurotiales; Aspergillaceae
Exons: 1
Coding region: 46-201 (51 amino acids)
Source: RefSeq, a predicted model, not a curated record